This is a messenger RNA of Penicillium longicatenatum, 1668 nucleotides long. RefSeq names its product type 2C protein phosphatase PTC6 (gene ptcA). The transcript has 2 exons. Bases 1 to 1668 code for a protein of 555 amino acids. Gene Ontology annotation, molecular function: protein serine/threonine phosphatase activity; cation binding. The record is from RefSeq and is a predicted model, not a curated record. Gene Ontology annotation, biological process: protein dephosphorylation. Lineage: Eukaryota; Fungi; Ascomycota; Eurotiomycetes; Eurotiales; Aspergillaceae.
AUGAUUGUCACUUCAGCGAGGCGAGUAACAGGCCGGGCCUGGACCUUGGCUGGCUGUUACACAGCCUUCUCCCGCCCUCGAAGAUUGCGACUAUACAGCUCGGAAGCUGCAGCCCCCGAUGCGCCUCCUACCCUGAAAAAGCGCCCCCAGUUCCGCGACUAUUUCGUUACUCACCUCCCCUCGUCGUCACUUCAUCCGGAUCCUCGGGGGCCGACCUCGCCCUUUCACAAACUCCCGCGUUCCGAGUCGGUGCCACAUACCGGGGAGACCUCACAUUCGCCUACGUCAUUUCAGACAUUCGUCGACCGCGAGACCACUGUAGUGCGGAUUCCCCUGCGCAGUGCCAAACAUCACUUUGGUGCCGUCACUGCCCGUGGAACUCGACCAGCAAAUGAAGAUACAUAUCAGGCCGGUGUGAUUGACAUCCCGGCCUUUGCAAAGCGACCUCCAGCAUCGGUAACGAUCAAUCGACCCUCGUCGACCUCACCUCGUGAAUCCCGCGCCGCAGAUACCGCCAAUGGGGAUCCACAAAUCUUUUACUUCGGCAUCUUCGAUGGCCAUGGCGGCGCGGAGUGCAGUGCAUUCCUGAAAGAUUAUUUGCAUGAGUAUAUUCAAAAUGCGGCCGCCAAUUUCGAGAUCCAGUCAAGCCUACGGCCAAAUCAACCUAUAAACGGAGUGGAUCAUUCCGCGUCAUUGCCCCUGAUGCAGAAGGGAAAUCGACGUCGCAUUGGAGAGCUGGAGAAAAGUCUGGUGAAUAACUGGAGGCGCUUGGUUGGUGGUUAUUUCAAAAGAUUCAAGCCGCCUCAUUUCGCCUACUAUGGGACCGACUCCGGGGAUGCCGCAUCCUCAGAUCGCGUCUCCAUUGAGGAGGUCAUGGAAUAUGCCUUUUUGCGGGCUGAUCUGGACUUUGUGAAAGCGCAAGCAGCCAAGCGGGAUGAUGAUCUGGCUCUGGCCGAGAAACCUCUCAAUGAAGACGAAAUACUCCACUCUCCUAGCCUAACCAGGACCCCCAAGAUUGGCGGCCGCUCGCGUUUCAAGGGUGGUAGCACUGGAAGUAUUGCCAUGAUCUCCCCUCCCAGCCCAACCCCCUUUUGGCACCCGGCGGGUCCCUCCAGCCUCCUUGUUGCGCAUGUGGGAGACACCAAAGUCUUGCUCUGCUCAACGGCCACCGGAGAGGCUAUUCCUCUGACAGCCAACCAUCACCCAUCCUCGCCCAUUGAGGCUGCUCGCCUCCGCCGUUAUGCCGCAACCUUUGUCACUGACUCUUUCGGCGAGGAGCGCAUGAGCGGGCUUGCCAACACCCGCGCCUUCGGUGACGUGCAGUCUAAACGAAUUGGUGUCUCUGCUGAGCCCGAAGUCAACCGCAUCGAGAUGGGUGCCGCUGAGUUCUCUUUCCUAGUCAUGAUGUCUGAUGGCAUUAGCGGCACGCUUCUCGACCAGGAAGUCGUUGAUAUUAUCAAAGAAGCCAAGACCCCGGAGCAAGGUGCCCGUGAUGUUGUCAGCUUCGCUACUGAGGUUACCAAGGAGGGGGACAACGCCACUUGCCUUGUCGUUCGACUAGGUGGUUGGGAGCGACGACUUGAGGGAGGCGUGGGUAGCUUGGGGUCGAAGGAGUCUCGCGAGUGGCGACGACAGGAUGCCACUGAUCCGCGCAGGUCACGGACGUGA